GCUACUGACAGCCAAACGAAGCGAUUGGUGAGGUGAAGUGCCUGUGAUGCGCUCGCUCAUCGACACUCUGGUCGCUGUUGUUUUGCGUUGGAAACCAGCUGAAUCGAUAAUCCAAACAAAAGUGCUAGUCUAGUCAUCAAAAUGUGCAAAUUUUCGUAGAAAUCAGCAGAAAAGUGUGAAAAUUUUCGGCUGAGGUUAUCGUUUCGCUGUUAAAUGGUGUAUUUUUCGUAAGAAACAAAGAUGAGUCGUAGCGCCAAGGCGAAAAGUGCUGCGAGCGCUAAAAACGAAUGCGUCCAGGUUGUGGUACGCUGUCGUCCACUUAGCAACAAGGAACAGGCCGGCAAUUUUCAGAAGGUAGUCGACGUAUUUCCGAGCCGAGGCGUAAUCGAGAUUCUCAACUGCAAUGAAACGUCACGGGAGAACAAGAAGAUGUUCACGUACGAUGCGGUGUAUGAUUGGGCAUCAACCCAGCAGCAGCUGUACGAUGAAGUCGUCCGUCCGCUUGUUUACUCGGUGCUGGAAGGAUUCAAUGGGUGCGUAUUUGCCUAUGGUCAAACUGGAACCGGUAAAACGCACACCAUGGAGGGCAUCCGGAAUGAUUCCGACCAAAAGGGUAUAAUUCCUCGUGCGUUUGAGCAAAUUUGGGCUCACAUUAAUCGAUCGCAGAACAUGAAUUUUCUGGUUGCCGUCUCCUAUCUGGAGAUUUAUAUGGAAGAGUUGCGAGAUUUGCUUAAACCAAACUCAACGGCGCAUCUGGAAUUGCGAGAACGUGAAGGUGGAAUUGUGGUGCCCAAUCUACACUCGGUGCUGUGCAAAAGCGUUGAAGAUAUGCUCAAUGUGAUGCAUAUGGGUAAUAAAAACAGAACAGUUGGAUUCACUAACAUGAACGAACACAGCUCGCGAUCGCAUGCAAUUUUCUUGAUCAAAAUUGAAAUGUGUGAAGUUGGUUCAACUCUAGUCAAGGUUGGAAAGUUGAAUCUGAUUGAUCUGGCCGGUAGUGAACGCCAGUCAAAAACGGGAGCCACGGCUGAACGCUUAAAGGAGGCUAGUAAAAUUAAUCGCGCUCUGUCGUCGCUCGGAAACGUCAUUUCUGCGUUGGCCGAAAAAUCUCCGCAUGUUCCGUAUCGUGACUCAAAGUUGACACGUUUAUUGCAAGACUCACUCGGGGGCAAUUCGAAAACUAUAAUGAUCGCUAACAUAGGUCCCUCUGAAUUUAAUUAUAACGAGACGCUAACGACACUACGGUACGCCCAUCGGGCCAAGACGAUCGAGAACAAACCGGUAAUGAAUGAAGACCCACAGGACACCAAACUGCGCGAGUAUCAGGAAGAAAUCGCCCGUCUCAGACAACUUAUUACCGAUCGUCAGAAACGUGAAUCCGUUCCAAAGGUUAGAAAGAUUAAACCAAAGCCGGUCAAGCGGGAGGAGAGCCUCGAAGAGGAUGAAGAAAAGUCCGACUCCGAAGCAGAAGAGGAAGAAGAUGAAAAGGAAAACGAGCAGGACUUCAGUGAGCUCGAUGCCAAAGCGCAAGAAGCCCUCAUGAAGGAACGAGAAGCGACUGCAACUUUAGCAGCGAAAUUAAGCGAACUAGAGAAUCAACUAGUCAAGGGAGGUAAAAAUAUCCUCGACACUUACACCGAACGCCAGCUCGAACUGGAGAAAAAAAUGGCUGAAAUUGCGGAACGUAAGAAACGUGAAAUAGAAAUGCAGCAGCAGUUAGAACUGCAGGAGGAAUCGACAAUGGAAAUCCGAGAAACAUUCACCUCCCUGCAGCAAGAGGUCGAGCUGAAGACGAGAAAGCUGAAGAAGUGCUACGCAAAGUGCAUGGCAUUGAAGCAGGAACUGCAGGACACCCGUGACGAGCACAACCGCGAUCGGCGUGAGCUGGAAAUGACCCAGAACGAGCUGAUCAAGGAGCUGAAACGCCUGCUGCUGAUAAUCGAUAACUUCGUCCCGGCAGAGGUCAAAUCACGGCUGUACACGCAAGCCAAGUACGACGACGAGGCUGAAGAGUGGUAUCUGAACAGCAGUAUGAUCCUGAGCGGCAAUUUGGUGAUGGCACGCCCCGUGGCUGAUCCCAACCGGAGGCGGCCCAUGUCCGAGCACGCACUGCACAUGAUCAAAUCGAACACGGCAGGAGCCGUUCGUUAUAAGGGCGAAAACAUCGUAAACUACGAGCUGGACAUGCCACUGCGUACCACCUACGAGUACUCGAACCCGAAGGUGUCCGCCUCGCUACAGGCCGUACUGGCGGAGGCAAUGCAAACCGAGGACGAUAUCGAUAUUACCGAUCAGGCCAACUAUGCCAGCAUGAUGAAGCAGCGGCUCGAUCGGAUCACCCGUCGCAACGUGGUUCAGGAUGCACAAAACGGUGCCAGUUCCUCCGGUAGUGGAGUCGUCGCGAAUGGACCCAUCACCAACGGGAUUCCACCGGCUAGCAGUAGCGGUGGUGGUUCGGGGGGUGGAACAUCAGGUGGCACCAGUCGUGCCCGUUCGUCAAUUUACAACCGUGGAAUGUCGGCUGCGCCUACCUUUGGGGCACACUCAGGAACUUCCACGGCCAAAAAGGCCCCUCCGGCUAGUGCUGCUACCUUUCCGAAGGCGCGUGGGUUAAUUCCCAAAUAGAUCCAGCGCCAAGGUGAAACUGAAGUACUCAUUUAGCGCCCUCUCAUUUCAUCCGCAUCGAUUAUCAAUUUAUGGAUUAAUGUUUGGCUUCCUGAGUCAGUUUUCCGUUUUGCUUUCAAAUCUGGAUUGGUUUACACGAGCUUGAAUGUAGGAAAAGUUUCACACGCGCGCGCUUAUUGGCAGUAGAAAAAAGGCACAAAGUCAGGCACAGAUGGCAUUAUCCUGGCCGGCAAUACCUCUUGAGACGAGGCCCGGCUGUUUGACGGCACCCGAAACACACUUUAGGAUGAGAAAAAAAAGUAUUGUUUCGAAAGUUAGAGCUUAGAUUAACUAUAGUCUAAAAGGUGUCUAUAUCGUAGCUUGAUUUUCAAAUUAUUAUAAAUUUCCGCUUUUGGUUGUCGAUGGAUUUCAACUAUGUAAGUGUAAAUAGAAUAUAGAUUUAUUUGUUAUUCGUUCUUAACAGAUUUCAGUUUAUAUAAGUGGGGCUAUUUUGUUAAAAGUAUUGUAUUUAGGCACAAAAACAUCUUAUUUUUAUAGAACAUUUAGUUGUAAAACCGUUACAGAUUGUGUUCCUUCGGUAUUAUUUUCCAACCUAUCUUCGUUAUAUUUUGACUGAUAUUUUAUAACACGGUAGUCAUUUUGUUUGCUAUGUUCGCAGUUGUACAUUUGUUUUCUUUUUUUACCAAAGCAUCUCAGUCACAUAUUUGUGUAAGCUCAAAUUUUGCGUAUUCUUUGCUUUAAAUACUGUGCAUUAUUGAAAGCUUACUGUAAACCGCAGGCAACUUUAUACUCAUUGAUAUAUAGAGUAUUGGUUUUAGUCAAUUAAUGUAAUAGGCGUUUAUUUAAUUUGGGCCAACAAUUCUUGACUGAAACAAGGACCGUCAUAAUAUUACUAUUUUCAAAAUCAUCAAAAAUGCUCAGACACUAAAAAGGCUAUUCUAAAAAUUUAAUGUUUCGUCUAUAAAAAUAAAUCAUCAGCUUAUUGUUAAUAAAAAUUACUGAUCAAAAGUUUAAAUGAAGAAAACCUACCUAGCGCAAGAAAGGUAAAAUAAGAGGACGAUAAAAGGAAAUGAAGAUCGAUUAAACAAUAAACUCAAUUUGUACAUUGUUCA
Messenger RNA from Wyeomyia smithii (pitcher-plant mosquito), 3737 nucleotides. RefSeq names its product kinesin-like protein Klp68D (gene Klp68D). Gene Ontology annotation, molecular function: microtubule binding; ATP binding; microtubule motor activity. Lineage: Eukaryota; Metazoa; Arthropoda; Insecta; Diptera; Culicidae. Gene Ontology annotation, biological process: microtubule-based movement. The transcript has 4 exons. Bases 241 to 2625 code for a protein of 794 amino acids. The record is from RefSeq and is a predicted model, not a curated record.